Messenger RNA from Anolis sagrei ordinatus, 6421 nucleotides. RefSeq names its product transmembrane protein 131 (gene TMEM131). The record is from RefSeq and is a predicted model, not a curated record. Lineage: Eukaryota; Metazoa; Chordata; Lepidosauria; Squamata; Anolidae. Gene Ontology annotation, cellular component: membrane.
CGAGGGGGAAGGGGGAGGGAAGAGAGAGGGAGAGGGAGCGCGCGCCAGCCAACCAGCCAGAGCGCGAGCGAGAGCGGCCUCGCGCACGGGACUCAGGGGCCCCCUCAGGCGGAUUCGGGGAUUUCUCAGCGGCCGAGGAGCGCCAUGGCGGCAGUGCUGAAGCGGGAACCGACUCUUCGCGCCUCUCCUUCCCUUUCCCCUUCCUCCGGGGCUUCCCUUCCCGUCACGGCGGCCACGGCAUUGACGGCGGCCCCUUGGCUGGGAGCGGCGCUGCGUCUCCUGGUCGCGGUGCUGCUGAACGCCGCUCGGGCCGAAAAAGAAGCUUUUAUCCAGUCAGAUAACUUAAUCGAAGUUCUGCGCUUUGAUGAAGGAGGUUUAUUACAGACUGAGACAACUGUUGGCCUCAGUUCGUAUCAACAAAAAAGUUUAUCUAUGUAUCGAGGGAAUUGCAGGCCUAUUCGGUUUGAACCACCCAUGCUGGAUUUUCAUCAACAGCCAGUUGGGAUGCCAAAAAUGGAAAAAGUUUAUUUGCACAAUCCUAGUUCAGAAGAAACUAUUAUAUUAGUAUCAAUAUCUGCAACAACCUCCCAUUUUCAUGCAUCUUUUUUUCAAAACAGGAAAAUUCUCCCAGGAGGGAAUACAUCUUUUGAUGUAGUUUUUCUUGCAAGAAUGGUUGGAAAUGUAGAAAACACUUUAUUUAUUAACACAUCUAAUCAUGGAGUGUUUACUUACCAGGUGUUUGGUGUAGGAGUACCAAACCCCUAUAGGUUGCGCCCUUUUAUUGGGGCAAAAGUUCCAGUAAACAGUAGUUUUUCUCCUAUAAUAAAUAUACACAAUCCCCACAGUGAGCCUUUGCAGGUAGUAGAAAUGUAUUCAAGUGGAGGAGAUCUCCACCUAGAACUUCCAACUGGCCAACAAGGAGGCACACGAAAAUUAUGGGAAAUUCCCCCCUAUGAAACAAAAGGAGUUAUGAGAGCCAGUUUUUCUUCAAGAGAAGCAGAUAAUUACACAGCGUUCAUUCGAAUAAAAACAAAUGCCUCGGAUAGUACAGAGUUUAUCAUUCUUCCAGUAGAAGUAGAAGUCACAACAGCCCCGGGAAUUUAUUCUUCGACAGAAAUGCUGGAUUUUGGUACAUUACGAACACAAGAUCUGCCCAAAAUUUUAAAUCUACACUUGUUAAAUUCAGGGACAAAGGAUGUACCAAUAACAAGUGUUAGACCCACACCACAAAAUGAAGCUAUCACAGUACAUUUCAAACCAGUUACGUUACGAGCUUCUGAAAGUAAAUACACCAAAGUUGCAAGUAUUAGUUUUGAUGCAUCAAAAGCAAAACGAUCUCCACAGUUUUCUGGAAAAAUAACUGUUAAAGCAAAAGAGAAGAGCUAUUCGAAACUUGAAAUUCCAUAUCAAGCAGAAGUAUUAGAUGGAUACUUAGGAUUUGAUCAUGCAGCCACAUUAUUUCAUAUCCGUGACAGUCCAGAAGACUCUGUGGAAAGAUCAAUAUAUUUAACAAAUACAUUCAACUUUGCAGUCUUCAUUCAUGAUAUAAUACUUCCAGAAGAAAUUAAAACAACAUUUAAAAUCCAGAACUUCAGCAAACCAGUGUUAAUUCCACCAAAUGAAUCCAGAUAUAUUUUCACACUUUAUUUUGUGGCUUCUCUCUCAUCUUUGCACAUUGAUAACAAUAUUUUAAUCAUUACCAAUGCUUCUAAAUUUCAUCUACCUGUGAGAGCAUAUACUGGAUUUCUAGAUUAUUUUGUUCUACCCCCAAAACUUGAUGAACAAAUCAUAGAUUUUGGUAUACUGAGUGCCACAGAAACUAGUAGCAUUUUAUUGGCAAUCAUUAAUAGCAAUCCAAUUCAGCUGGUUAUUAAAAGCUGGCAUGUGAUGGGUGAUGGCUUGACCAUGGAACUUCUAGCUGCUGGAAAAGGAAACAGAACUGCAGUAAUAGCAAGUCUUCCAGACCUGAAAAAGGCCGGUGCAUUGGAUCAAACUUCUGUAACAUUGACACCUGGUUCUUACACAGUGUUCAGAAUAAACUUACUACCAAAAGAACUUGAAGGGAUUCAUGAUGGGGCCAUUCAGAUCACAACAGAUUAUGAGAUCUUAACAAUUCCUGUGAAGGCUGUAAUUGCUGUAGGCUCCUUGACAUGCUCCCCAAAACACAUUCUUCUCCCACCUUCCUUUCCAGGCAAGACAGUCCAUCAGAGUUUAAGUAUUAUGAGCUCUUUCUCACAGAAAGUAAAAAUACAGCAGAUUCGCUCACUUUCAGAAGAUGUUCGCUUUUAUUACAAGAGAUUACGAAGCAAUAAAGAAGAUUUGGAGCCAGGAAAAAAAUCAAAGAUAGCAAAUGUUUAUUUUGAUCCUGGUUUACAGUGUGGAAAUCACUGUUAUGUGGGAUUGCCUUUUCUGAGUAAAUCUGAAUCAAAAUUACAGCACAGUUUAUCUAUGCAAGAAGAUGCAUGGGAUUCUGACUGGGAUUUGCAUGAUAAUUUGUUCAAAGAAUGGAUUGGAAUAAGAGAUCACUCAGGCAGUCGAUUAAGUGCUGUAUUUGAAGUGGACACAGAUCUUCAGAAGGCUGUGACAUCCAAAAUCACAGCAGAACUGGCUUGGCCUUCUUUACUAGGCUCAAUGAGGCAUUUGGAUUUCUCACUUACCAACACAAAUAGUUCAUCUGAAGAAGAAAUUCUUCUUGAAAAUCCAGCAGAUGUUCCUGUGUUUGUUCAGUUCCUUCCCAUAGCACUGUAUUCUAAUCCUUCAAUCUUCAUAGAUAAAUUAAUAGACAGAUUUAAUUUGAGUAAGCCAGAAAACUUUAAUUUAAGGACGUUAGAAUUUCAAGUCUCUAGGAACUGUGGACAGGCAUUGCAGAGCUCUACAGGAUUUACAGAGGGGCUGUCUCGGCAGUCAGUUUUAAAUGUAAUUUUAAAGCCUGGAGAGAGAAAAUCUGUCAGAGUAACAUUUACUCCAGUUCAUAAUAAAACAGUAUCAUCACUAAUAAUGAUCAGAAAUAAUUUGACUGUAAUAGAAGCUUUAAUGGUUAAAGGACAAGGGACAACUGAGAGCAUGAGGAUCGCAGGCAAACCACCUGGGCCAGGAAGUUCUUUGCGUUUUAAAAUCACUGAAGCAUUACUAAAAGACUGUACUGAAAAAACUAAAUUAAAGGAGCCGAAUUUUACACUGAAAAGGACCUUCAGAGUGGAGAAUACAGGGCAACUUCAAAUUAAUAUAAAAUCCUUUGAAAUAAGCGGAUAUUUAUGUGAAGGAUAUGGAUUUAAAGUAGUUAACUGUCAAGAAUUUGCACUAAGCACCAAUGCCUCUAAAGACAUUGUCAUAUUGUUUACACCAGAUUUCACUACUUCCAGAGUUAUUCGUGAACUGAAGUUAACCACAGCAGGAGGCUCUGAAUUUGUAUUCAUUUUAAAUGCAUCUCUUCCUUAUCAUAUGUUAGCUACUUGUGCAGAGGCCCUGCCCAGGCCCACCUGGGAGCUAGCACUGUAUGUAGUAGUCUCAGGAAUAAUGAGUGUGCUCUUCCUUUUGGUGAUUGGAACAGCUUAUUUAGAAGCUCAAGGAAUUUGGGAACCAUUCAGAAGACGCCUGUCCUUUGAGGCAUCCAAUCCUCCAUUUGAUAUGGGAAGACCGUUUGAUCUCAGGAGAAUAGUAGGAAUUACAUCUGAUGGAAACUUGAAUCCACUUGGAUCAGAUUCUAACCACAGCUCUUCCAGAGGAAUCUAUGGGCCGGGAAGUUCCUCAGCACGAUCCAGUGCAGGAAAUCAUAAGCAAUGCAACUCAACAGUAAACCUACACAGCAAUAGAAAUCCAGUUGAAAUUGAGAAUGUGAAGUUUAAAAACAGUUCAAGUGUUUCUAGCAGGACUUCCCCACAGACAGGUUCUGCACAGGCAGCCAACAGAGCAGGUUCUCUUUUCCUGGACUCCAGUCCUGCAACUCAGAAUCAUACUGCAAGUAGAAAAUCCAGGGGUGCAAAGCAAAAUCUGCAGUCAAACCAGCAUCACGCUCCGGUUUUACUGGAGCAGCACUUACCACAGCCGCCAGUAGUGCCUCAGCAGCAAGAACAGCAGAAUGAAGAUUCUCUCCCACCAUCACAACAUCCAACCCCAUCACACUCAGAAAGUGCCGGGAACACAAGGCACAGCUCAGAGGACUCUGAUUUUGCUACUUUGAUAGAAACCAUGGAUAAAGACUCUGAUCACCCCGAAUCCCCUUCACCAGAUGUGUUUGUAGAGCACCCCCCAUCUCCAAUAGCAAAAAAUAAAGGGAAAGGAAAACCGUUUCAGCGGAAAGCUAAGCCUCAGAAGAAAAGAGAAGAAAAAGAGAGAAGAGGAAAGGGAAAGCAGCAUGAGGAUGAACUAAAGGAUUCUCUAGCAGAUGAUGACAGUUCUUCAACUACCACAGAAACUUCCAAUCCAGACACAGAAACACUUCUGAAAGAGGAAACAGAAAAGCAAAAGGGAAAACAUCCAAUAUCAGAAAAACAGGAAAGUGAAAUCCAUGCAAAGCAGAAAAGCAAAAAACUACCAGUAAUCAAAAAAGAAAUCCCAACAGAUGUGAAAUCUAGCUCCUUUGAGAUGUCAUGUUCUUCGUCACUAGAAAUUAAGCCACAUAAAAGCUUUUCCUCCAAGCUGUCUUCCCAGCAUACAUUCACAAAUGGAUUCAAGCCAAGAAACCCCCAGAAAAAAGGUAUGCACUCAAAACCUAUGGACAGCAGACCACCAUCAUUAGCAAAGUUUUUUUCCAGUAGCUGUGGUCAGGAAUUAGGCAAUACCAGCAGCUCAGAAGGAGAAAAAGACUCUCCACCACCAGAGUGGGACUCAGUGCCAAUUCACAAAGCAGGCAGCUCUACUGACAACCUCUAUAAGCUAUCUCUGCAAACCAUCAAUGCAGAUGCUUUUUUGAAGCAACGACAGACCUCACCAACUCCUGCCUCUUCAUCUCCACCCCCUGCAGCAUUGACCUUUGUGCCACGAAGUACUUACAGCAGUAUUGUGAACAACUGCAAUGAACCAAAAAGCAAAUUGUUGGCAAGUGCCAAACAUAAGGUGGCCAAGGCAGCCUCUCUCCCUGGCAGGAAUGGAAAUCCUACUUUUGCCGCUGUAGCUGCUGGUUAUGACAAGAGCCCAGGAGGCAGUGGCCUGGUAAAGCCUUCACCAGUUAAAGGCGAGGUUUCUGGCUGCAUGAAUGCUCCAAACACAGCUGUUGACAGUGAUGGCUCUGACAGUUCUGGUUUGUGGAGUCCUAUAAGCAAUCCUAGCAGCCCAGAUUUCACACCCCUCAACUCAUUUUCAGCAUUUGGAAACUCCUUUAAUCUGACUGGAGAAGUUUUCAGUAAACUCGGAUUGUCACCAUCUGCAUAUGGGCAGGAAUCUCAGCAAAACUGGAGUGAAUUUACCAAUGUUCCUUCGUCCAUCUGGGACUCUUCAGCUACGGAUCUUAUGCCCCCCUGGCCCUCAAGCUCAGGAUCCCCAACUCACACAACUCCAUCUAUCCUUGGCAACCCAAGCAGCUUUUGGUCUACUACCACCACUCCGUUCAGCAGCUCCAUUUGGUCAAGCAAUUUGAACAGCACUCUUCCUUUCAACACUCCCACAAACACCUUGCCGGGAAUUGACCUUGGAAAUGAAAAUGCACCUCCGCCUUCUGCUGCUGCCGCCCCAGCAGUUAGCAGCCCUGAAGACUUGGGACAAACAUAUAACCCAUGGCUAAUUUGGAGCCCUGCGAUUGGGAGAAGAAGCUCAGAUCCUUGGCCUAAUGUGCAUUACCCACCUGAAAAUUGAAAUUAAGCAAAUAAAAGGACAGUUGCCCAGAUCUGAUCAUGGUAAAUUCUGUAACAUUCUGGAACAUAAUUUGCAAGCUGUUUGCUGCCAUCAGCCCCUUGCUCCUUUCCCCACAGCACCAUGAAAAUCUAGUCAUAUAUCCAUCUCUUGCUCCUAUUAAAGUCCUGCACUUAUGGUAGUAUAAAAUCGCUGAUCAGCUUGGAAAUGGUUUGGAUUGUUAAUCAGCAGCCAAAGCCUUGGUGUGUUAACAUCUCCCUUCAGGUUUUUUAAUCACCUUGCAACUUCCAAAAUGCAGUGAUUUUAGGCUACUGUGCUUGAUUUUUAAACCCUCACCCAGUAUUAUGCUCUGAACCAUAAUUUUAAGGAGCACCUUGUGCAAAAAAAAAUGCAGAGUAUUUUUUAAAAAGUAAGGCUGUCUUUGUUAAAGACUCAAUGAAUGUAAAAACCUUAGGAGCAAAAAUUGCUGAAUAUAAGAGCAUUCUGUUCAAAUUCAACAUUUUAUGUGCUGUUUGUAAAUUUGUAAACCUGAAUGCAUUUUUAAGUUGAACUGAAAUAUGCAUAGCCAAUUCCUUGUGCUUUUCUUACCAAUACAACUUUGAGUUGUACUUGAAAAUAAAUAAUGCUUUUUUCA